Messenger RNA from Necator americanus (New World hookworm), 378 nucleotides. RefSeq lists its product as uncharacterized. NCBI's taxonomy places the organism in Eukaryota, Metazoa, Nematoda, Chromadorea, Rhabditida, Ancylostomatidae. The record is from RefSeq and is a predicted model, not a curated record. The transcript has 2 exons. The coding region runs from base 1 to 378 and encodes 125 amino acids.
AUGGUAAGGUUUCAGAAAAGGUAUCGAAGAGCUCAACACCAGCCGAAGCUCGACUUGCCAGGACUGAAAAACGAGCAUUGCAGAAAGAAGUUCCGCCAACGAGUGUCGAUCAGUAUUGGAUUAGGGAUCAAAAGGAAAGUGGAGGACCUUGACUCUUUCACUAAAUGCAUUCUGGAGGCUGCGAAGAAAACGCUCCCGGAGAAGCAUCUGAAAAGGGGGUUGCAUCAUCAGCUGGAAUGUGAUCGUGAGAACGGGUGGACGUCAAGAACGAAGGAGUUUGAGAAGACGUGGGAGGACAAGAACCCGAGGAUUUUAACACCGCUGAACCGACAAGCCCCGUCAGUCCCUGAACUCGAGCACGCCCAAAGACAGAUAUAG